Messenger RNA from Seriola aureovittata, 6997 nucleotides. It is a transcript of the gene rabep1, whose product is annotated as rabaptin, RAB GTPase binding effector protein 1. The coding region runs from base 114 to 2687 and encodes 857 amino acids. Gene Ontology annotation, cellular component: intracellular membrane-bounded organelle. The transcript has 18 exons. Gene Ontology annotation, biological process: endocytosis. The record is from RefSeq and is a predicted model, not a curated record. NCBI's taxonomy places the organism in Eukaryota, Metazoa, Chordata, Actinopteri, Carangiformes, Carangidae. Gene Ontology annotation, molecular function: growth factor activity; GTPase activator activity.
UCCCCUCGCUAGCUUAACACACAGCAGUUGUGAUGUUAGCCUGUUUUCUUGGACACUCCUAGCUUCUUAUCCCACUGCCCUGGUAAUUGCUUCGAGCCCCCCCUCAGGAAACCAUGGCCGAGCAGGCCUCGGGAUCCCCUCUGUCGUCCCAACAUGACGAGGUGCUCCAGCAGCGAGUGGCAGCUCUGGAGCAGGAGAGGGCAGAGUUCAUUAAACUCAAGCAGCAGCUGGAGGCCGAGUUCAACCAGAAACGAGCCAAGUUCAAAGAGCUCUACCUGACGAGGGAAGAGGAGUUGAAGAGGCAGACCAUGGCUCUGGAGGGCGCCCAGUCUGAGCUGAGCUCUGUCCAGACUGAGCUGGCUCAGGCCCGGUCCGAGAUAGAGACCAUCAAAGCGGUGGCCACCGUGUCGGAAAACACCAAGCAGGAAGCCAUCGACCAGGUCCGCAGCCAGUGGCAGGAGGAGGUGGCCUCGCUGCAGGCCAUCAUGAAAGAAACAGUGUGCGAGUAUGAGGCUCAGUUUCGCCAGCGCCUGGAGCAGGAGCGAGUCCAGUGGAACCAGUACCGCGAGGCAAUGGAGAGGGAAGUCGGUGACCUGAGACGCCGCCUCACUGAGGGCCAGGAGGAGGAAAACCUGGAGGACGAAAUGAAAAAAGCCCAGGAGGAUGCAGAGAAGCUGCGCUCAGUGGUGAUGCCCAUGGAGCAGGAGAUCACAGCCCUGAAAGCCAAACUGACUACAGCUGAGGACCGGGUGAAGGAACUGGAGGCGUCUAAGGUCAAAGAGCUCAAUCAUGUUCUUGAGGCGGAGAAGUCGUGUCGUACAGACCUGGAGAUGUAUGUGGCCGUGUUGAACACCCAGAAAUCUGUCCUGCAGGAAGAUGCAGAAAAACUACGGAAAGAGCUCCAUGAUGUCUGUCACAAGCUCGAGUUGGAGCGGCAGCAGCACAAUCAGCUGAAACACACGUGGCAGAGAGCCAACGACCAGUUCCUGGAGUCUCAGCGUCUCCUCAUGAGGGACAUGCAGAGGAUAGAGAGUGUGCUGUCAUCUGAACAGCUCCGCCAGGUGGAGGAGAUGAAGAAGAAAGACCAGGAGGAGGAUGAAAAAGAGAGGCUGAGCCAAGUGAAAGAGCUGCACGAGGACGAUGGGGGAGACAACACCGAGCCUUUGGAGGAUUUAUUCCUCGGGCUGAGCGUUGAGGAGCCACACGCCAACCACAGCGCCCAUGGCUCAAUGCACUCCUUAGACACUGACGUGGGGGCCGGGGGCCCCAUGGACCCCUACAAAGACAACCUGCGAAGAGUUCAGUCGACAGACAGCCUGGGCUCCUCGCUGUCCGUCCAGCAGGGCCUCGGCGGCCAAAACCACAAGGCCAAGUCGGCCAGCCACCUGGACGAGUCGGACUUUGGGCCCUUGGUGGGGGCCGACUGCGGCGGGACUGACAGUAGUUUUGGUGAAACUUCGUCCAUCAGCUCGAUCAAGCUGACGGCGAGCCACUUCCUGCUGACUAAAGACCAGGAGAAGGCCAUCAAAGCCAUGACGCCUGAACAGGAAGAGACGGCGUCGCUGCUCUCCAGCAUCUCCCACGCCCCUGACACCGCCUUCUUACCGCCUGCUGGCUACCGACUGGUCAGCGACAGCGAGUGGAACCUGCUGCAGCAAGAGGUGAAAAACGCUGGCAGGAAGCUCGGCCGACGUUGCGAUAUGUGCUCCAACUACGAGAAGCAGCUGCAGGCCAUCCAAGGACAAGAGGCCGAGACACGAGAUCAGGUGAAGAAACUGCAGGUGAUGCUUCGUCAGGCCAAUGAUCAGCUGGAGAGGACGAUGACUGAGAAACAGAAUUUGGAAGAUUCAGUCAAAUUAGGCAACGAGGAAACUGCUGCUAAGGUGUCUGCUCUCAUGCAGAGAGUCCAGGAGUCAGAAACGCUGCUCAGCACACUACAACAAGCCUUCGGUGACGCUAAGAGGAACACACAGGAACAGAUGGCGGUGCUCGUGAAGUCGAGGGAGCAGGUGGCAGACGAACUAAGCCGACUACAGAGAGACAACGAGAGCCUGCAGGGAAAACACAGGCUGCACGUAGAACUACAGCAACAAGAGGACUUCCACAUGCCCAAUACUGUGCAAGAGCUCCAAGGCCUGGUGGUGCGGUUGCGUGAGGACAUGGUGGCGUUACGGACUUCUGCUGAUCACAUGGAGGAGAAGCUGAAAGCUGAGAUUCUGUUUCUGAAGGAGCAGAUCCAGGCUGAGCAGUGUCUCAAGGAAAACCUGGAGGACACUCUGCAGCUGGAGAUCGAGGGCUGUAAGGAGGAGAUAGCUUCCUUCUCCAGUUUGAAGACGGAGCUGGAGCGAAUAAAAGCCGAGAAGGAAAAGUUGGAGAGAAGUCUCGCAGAGAAGACUGAGACACUGGAGAGCAUCCAGGGCCUGAGGAUCAGCCUGGAGCAGCAGCUCAAAGAGCUCACCACUGCAAAGAGUGCACUAGAGACUCAGGUCCUCGACGAGAGAGGCAAAGCUCAGCGGCUGCAGACGGAGCUGGACGUCAGUGAACAGGUUCAGAAGGACUUUGUCAAACUUUCUCAGACUCUUCAGGUACAGUUGGAGCGAAUACGACAGGCGGACUCCUUGGAUCGAAUCAAAGUGAUCCUCAACGACACCAACUUGACUGACAUCAACCAGCUUCCAGAGACAUGAUACCACUGAAUGAAAACUGCCUUCAGUUUCAUUCCCCUCUUUCUCUAUCACUGGCCCAAUAACAUUAUUGAUCUGACCCGACCCUUCCUCCUCCCCAUAACCACCGUGGAAGAGUUUGGAAGGACAAGGACGGACGUGGCAUGAGGAGGUCAUGUCCCUUUGUGUACAUUAUAAGUCAUGGAACACACCGCGGAUAGAGUAAUGAAGAAGAACACUACUAAAAAAAAAAAAAAAAAAUGUAAAUAACUAAAUGUCUGACUGUGGACGGAGGGAGUGGAAGUCCAUCUUUGUGUGGGUCUGUCUGUGUCUUGUUUCUACUGUAGAUAUGACUGUCUGUAUUAGCUCAACCAAAAAGGUUUGUCGUCUUCUAAAGCACUUUUCAUCUGCAACUUCUCUCUCCAGGUAAAUAGAAAACAAAUGGAUGCAUAACCUUUCUCCUUCGGUUCUCAAAGCGGUUGAUAAUCGCUUCCUUGUUCCACUGGCUUGUUCUUUCCCUGUGUUUGUUUGUUUUUGUUUUGUUUUGUUUUUCCCUCCCAUUUCUGGCUAUUUUUCUGUGGCGUUUUCCACCAUGUUUUGGUCAUUUCACCCUGUGCAACCUAUGAUAAAGACACAAUGAAGGAACUACAAUACUUGCACAUAACUUAACUGGGAUAAAAAAAAAAAAAAAAAACAUAACACACAACGAGCAAUACCCUCCAUUUCUUAAACAUCCUCUACUCUUGCUUUGGUUUUUGCUCUUAACUUCUGACAGAAAUCUUUUUUUUUUUUUUUUUUUUUAAAGCUGCGAAAAUACAGUGAAGAAACAUUAGUCAUGUUCAAAGUUAUGGGUUUUAUUUUUUAACUUCCCACUUGUUUUUUGAUUGUCAGGAAAACACUAGUUCAGAAAGGAAAGAAAUAGUUGGAUGAGGAGAACAGAAGGAUGGGUUGUCAACAUUAAAAUGUAAAUGGAAAAUAACAGAUUUUAAUACAGACUUUGCUCCUUUUAUUGAUUGCCUUUUUGAAUUGACUUUCUUAAUGAAAUUCUAAAGCUCUUAAAUGACAGUGGGCGGCUUUUAAACUAUAAUGGAAGAGCACACCAUCACAACGCUGGCACAAGGUGUUUCUGUCCCAUCGUUCCCAGUGAGAUCAGAGGUCAGGUUCAGGUUUGAGCCGAGCUCGAGGACGCCUCAGGGUGGUGGGAGGUUUGGAAAACCUAGCCUCUUAACUAACAAGCCACCGUGCCACUCUCCGACAGGUGAAGAGUGGAGUCUUUGAAAAAGAAAUUUUACCUGCCUGAGUAGGAAGUCACGACUCAAGGAAAACUGACUUUUCAUAUCUCUGUGAGUCAUAAAGCGGUUCAUUCAUCACUACAAAAAUGUUCUGCUGCGAAGCUUCUGGUGGAUUUUUUAGAAAUAACCUGAAAGCGUCAGGGUCAGUGAAUUAUGGACGCACCCCCUGAAAAACGCAAUCCAACAUUCACACACACUCCACGCAGUGAUUUGGCGCAAGGUUUGAACUUUUCUUUUCUUUUUCACGUCAUACAAACGAGCAUAAUCCAAUCCUAAGUGUCGACCAAUCAAAGUUUUGGACAGUAAAAAUGCCACAAAGGUCUUGGUACGUGUCAUCUAACCACGUCUAAAGGCGCAAGCGUUCAUCUACCUUUUCACGAACUCUCUCGUCUUUUGGGUGUCUCUGUCGUCUCAACAUGAUAAAUUGUACCAGAGGGAGAAAAGAGAAGUUCAAACCUUGCCUACUAUCACAGCUUUCACUGUAAAGGAAAGUUUCGCAAAGUUACAAAAAUCGUUGGAUGCAGCAGAGGACGCAGAUGAAAAGGGAGUUUCAGACUCUGUUAGAUGAUCUGACAAGGGCUUUGUUCGAAGCUUUGACUGAUACUAAAAUAUUGGAUCUGAAGCCCAGGGUGGCUGGGAGAGGCAGGAAGACACAGCAGCAACACUGGGACUUUUGGUGCAUCAGUGUUUUGAGGUGUAAAACAGGGCUGCCCAUUCCCCUGGAGACCUUUUUUUUUGUUUUUUGAAUGGAAAAAAUAAAUGCAAGAAUAUUCAUAGGAAGUUGAUUCUUGAUCAGUUUGAGUAUGUGGCUUCAUGUACUGUGUCAGGUUUUUAUUACAUAUUUGACCAAUUGAGGCAACCACAACUCGAGAGGUAGUUCACUAUCAGCUUCAGGCUGCCACUGUAGAUCCUAGAAAUUAAUUAGUUUGAUAAAAAUGAGCCCAGAGAAUUAUGAUUUUGAGUAUUUAUACGUAGAAAAACACAAACUACUGAGUGAAAAAUUAGCCAGAAAUGUUAAGCAAUAGCACCAGAGAGAUUGCACCAACUGUUGUGAAACCUUCUACUUUGCUUUGUAAUGUACAGAUAGAGAAAAUGUUUGAUUUUUGAGAACCCCAAUUAGUAGUUUCAGUGUUUUCAAACUAAGUAUGUGAACCAUCUCCCAGGCACUGGCAGCCACAGUGUGCUCUGAAUAAAGAUUGUGACUCACAGUUCUGCGCUCAUUUGAAACAGUUGGACACACCAGGCUGCAAACAUGGUUUCAUGGAAAAUAUGAGGCUGAAUGAAUUUUCUCCUGUUGUAAAAAAAAAAAAAAAAAAAAGAAAAAAAAAAUCCUCAAGGGGAGGGAGGGAUUGUCUUUGCAUUGCGAUUCAAACAAUAUACAAUAUAUAUAUAUAUAUUUACUGUACAUGCAUACAGCAGCAUUGUAUGGUUUAAGGACAUGUUGAUCACUGUUUGUUUGUUUUUUUUUGACUUGCAUGUAUUACAUUUCCUUAUGUUGCAUAUGUCUAUACUGUAGAUAUCUUGAGUUGAUAUUUAUGAUAGAUUCAUGCAAUGUGUUAUGAGAUAGUGUGGAUGUGUGGGCAAGCCAGCCUGAGUUGCACUGACAGAGAACUGUAUGUCUUUUGGCUUGUAUGAUUGCGGGCUGACGGGUUGUGUUCGGCCACAUACUGAGAACUGGUGAACUCAAAGUAGAAAUUCCACAGUGUGAAUCCCGGACGCUAUUUUCUCGGAAGGCCUUAUUGCAUUGGCUUGGUGUGUUUUUAAUUUUGUGACAUUUAAUUUAACGUCCCCUCCGUCACAGUAACAAAUUUUACUUGCCGCCCAUUUGGCAUUAACGUGAGGGUUCCUCUCUGAAGAUUCUCCCCAGUCACCGCAGACAUUCACUCAUUCACUGUGGUCAUGGUCAAGAGUUGAAUUUUAUUGAAUAAUUUCUGAUCUAACAUCACUGGAUUGUUUGCAAAAAUGUAUGGUGAUACCCUAAAAAUGAUUGGAGCACAUGUUAAAACGAGAUGAAUGAAGAGUGUGCUCUGAAAGCUCUCACUGUGUACUACUUACUACUUGGUUUUUAGUAUAAUUACAAAUUCACUGCAAAUAAAGCACAUUCGAAGCCCAAAUCUGUUUGUGCAAUCUAAAUAUAAGGUGUAACUAUUUGUUUUUGAAGAGGAUGACCUGUGGAAAUUUUUGUAAAUUUUGUAACCCAUGUUUACUGAAAACACAACUGUAGUCUUUUUAGCAUCUAUCCAUGAAAUUACACAACCUACAAAAAUGUAAUAAGCUGUAAUAUACCGUAAGUUCUUGCAUCAUGCGCAUUGACAAUAAAUUACUUUAAAAGUUGUUUUCCGAUAAAUCAAUAUUAAAAAUUCAACUGAAAAGUGAGAUGAAAUGUGGAAAAAAAAAAAAAGUUUUUACACUUAAUUAUUAAUGAACAUUUUUGUUGCCACUUAACAACUGACUCACGAUUGCACAGUUUGAGCUUUCAGAGGCAGCUUUUAUUGUUUCAUCUCACUGUCAAGAGCCAAAGCAUUGUUCCGAUAUGUUUUUCAUUUGAUCUACACGAGGAUUAGACUGAGAUUUUCUUUUGAUAUUUAGCAAAAAUUGCAACAUUCAGUUUAAAUUCCACAAUCCAGUUAGUUGGAGUUUCUUGAAUAUACUGAUAUUUAAGCGUUAUAGUAAAACAGCUAGAGGAGUUGCAAUCAGACGAUCAGUGUUCGACCUGAAAUAAUUUAAUAAUUUCUGGGUUCCAAUUAUAUAAUCUAGUUUUGAUUACCAGUACUUUCAAGGGCUUUUAUGCCAUAAUGAAGGUUCAGUGCUGAGUAUUGUGUGUUAGCGCUCCAGAAAUGUCAGCAUCAACACUCAGAAACUCGUAUCAGUCGAAUCCUAGUAAUGUGUACACCUGAAAUCCCACCUGUCACAUUUUAAACUGUCCAAGAAGAAAAAGGAACUGUAAUUUUACUCAUACAUGGAAGAGAGGCAUGAGCAGCACGCAGAAUGAUGAAUACCAUGAAAUUUAAACAAUAUUUGCUAUAAAGUACUGCCCACUGA